Arabidopsis thaliana (thale cress) is the source of this 1359-nucleotide messenger RNA. RefSeq names its product WRKY DNA-binding protein 45 (gene WRKY45). Gene Ontology annotation, cellular component: nucleus. Gene Ontology annotation, biological process: regulation of DNA-templated transcription. The record is from RefSeq and is marked reviewed. The coding region runs from base 254 to 697 and encodes 147 amino acids. NCBI's taxonomy places the organism in Eukaryota, Viridiplantae, Streptophyta, Magnoliopsida, Brassicales, Brassicaceae. The transcript is spliced from 2 exons. Gene Ontology annotation, molecular function: sequence-specific DNA binding; DNA-binding transcription factor activity.
GUUUGAAAUUUGAAUCCAUUGAACCAAAAUUUGAAGGAGUUGCAUAUAUAAUAAUAUAAAUCAGAAUGAUGUAGCCGCCACACCUUUUUGUUUCCACAAAACUCUUUUUCUGUGAUGGAUCCGCUAAUGUAGCCAUAUUUUCAAUAUAUAUCACUUUCUCUGGCAUCUUCGCUACCGUGUACGUCUCUCUUUCUCUCCCUCCCCUCCUUGGCUUUUUUCAAGUUCCCACCAUAAACGCAGAGGGAGUUAAGAAAUGGAGGAUAGGAGGUGUGAUGUGUUGUUUCCAUGUUCAUCAUCGGUUGAUCCUCGCUUGACAGAGUUUCAUGGGGUCGACAACUCUGCUCAGCCGACAACAUCAUCCGAAGAGAAGCCAAGGAGUAAGAAGAAGAAGAAAGAGAGAGAAGCGAGGUACGCGUUCCAGACAAGAAGCCAGGUUGAUAUACUGGAUGAUGGAUACAGGUGGAGGAAGUACGGCCAAAAAGCAGUCAAGAACAAUCCAUUCCCCAGGAGCUAUUAUAAGUGCACAGAAGAAGGAUGCAGAGUGAAGAAGCAAGUGCAGAGGCAAUGGGGAGACGAAGGAGUGGUGGUGACGACAUACCAAGGUGUUCAUACACAUGCCGUUGAUAAACCCUCUGAUAAUUUCCACCACAUCUUGACACAAAUGCACAUCUUCCCUCCCUUUUGCUUGAAGGAAUGAUUAGAGGAAUUGGAUUGUAAUAUUUACUUUCCCAAAAACGUUGGGCUCACACCAUCAGACCUUUACUUUUAAACUAGCAGCAACUCACAUAUCUCAAAAAUACUAAUCCUUAUCUUUGUCUUUAUGGGACCUUUGAAUCCAUCUGCUUUGGUGUCUUAGUCUCGGCUGCCCUGUAAUCGAAAGUAUAUUCAUCAUCAAAUUACCAAACAUAAAGAAGCAAUGAUGAGUCUAUCAUCUACAAAAACAAUGUUAUGUAUCCCAAACCUACCGAUUAUUCCAAAACUAGUGACAAGCUAAGGAUAUUGUGGAGAUGAAGAUGAGAAAGAGUACGAAAGCUAACUUUGAGGUUUCUUCUUGGAUCCAAUUGCGAAUAUGCUUCACGUUUCGCUUUAGAACGGAGGACGCUUUCUUUGUUAGGCCCAUUAGCCUGGGCUCUCGUGUUUUUCAUAAUGUCAAGUCAGCCCAACAAGCCCAAAUCUUUACAAAAAGAACCAAGGACCAUGUCAUCCGGAAUAUGGUGAUAUUAUUGGAUUAUACCAUUGGACCAUUUAACACAAAAGCAAAUAUGCAACAGAAUAUAUAUAGAUCACAUAACAGUCAGAAUCUUCUCAAAAGAUAUGCUUUCUUCCUUUUCUAUUCUAGAGUGUUUUGAUGACAUCGGC